AUGGCGUGGAAGUCGCCGGCGCUCUUGCUGGUGGCUGGGCUGCUUGGGCUCGCCGUCGCCUGUCUGUUACACAUCAACCGCCUUCUCCGCCACGUUCCGGCGCAGGCGCGGGAGCUCUCGGGCACGCGUUGGAGGGCCGAUGAGCUUCGCGCCCUGUACCACGCCCUGGCGAAGAAGCCGAUUGACUAUACGGAGAAGCUGCCGCCAAAGCUCGACAGGCGGUAUAUUGUCACCGGCGGCAAUGGGCUUGUCGGAGGCUUCAUCGUCCUUCAGCUUCUCGCGCGAGGCACGCCACCGUCGCACAUUCGUAUCCUUGAUCUGCGUAAGACGGAGCGCGGUGAUAUGAUCAAUGGACCCGCAGCACAAGUCGACUUCAUCCCCGUUGACAUCAGAUCCGCCGGCGCCGUCUCGCUAGCUUUCAGCAAAUCGUGGCCUGCGUCCGCCUCCCAUCUGCCCCUCACCGUCUUUCAUACCGCUGCAAUCAUCAUUCCCUCGGAACGCCACAAGCACACUUACACCUUGCCGGAAAGCGUCAAUGUACAGGGAACCCGCAAUGUUCUCGCAGCUUCGCAUGCUGCCGGCGCGAGUGUGUUCAGUGCCACAUCUUCUGCCGCCAUUUCAAUCGUUCCAGUGGACCUGCGCGUUCCCUUCUGGGCGGAGUCGGCGAAGAAUGCUUGUCAAGUACUUGAUGAGCGAGAUUUUGACGCACCUCUCCGCAGCGACGACGGGUAUUACUCUAAUUACGCACGCUCCAAGGCCAUUGCGGAGAGGGUUGUGUGUGGAGCAAAUCAGGACGAUUUCAGGACUGGGUGCAUACGCCCGGGCAUUGGAGUGUACGGGAACCCUACCGACAAUACGGUCGGCGGCCCUCUGAGCCAGAAUGUUCAGCCGACAAUGAUCCCACACGUCGUGCAGAAUUUCGUGCACGCCGCAAACGUGGCCGUGGCGCAUCUUCAUCAGGAGAGCGUGCUACUCUCCCAAGCGCAUGUCAAAGACAUUCCGCAAGCCGGGAGGCCGUUCGCCGUCACCGAUCCCAACCCUGCCAUCGCAUACGUCGACAUCUACACCGCCAUCUCCGCCCUCAGCAUCUACCCGUUUCGUGCUCAAAUCCUGCCACCUGCGCCGCUGUUCAUCUUCUCCCAUCUGGUCGAGUGGUACACGCUUCUGCGGCACCACGUGCCCAGCUUACAGAAAACACUCCCCCCCGUCGCGGGCGUGGUGAGCUACCUUCAACCGGCAAUCUUCUCCAUAUGUACGCAUCUCCUCGUCUCAGACGUAGCAGCACGGAAGCCCGUGGCCAAAGGUGGCCUGGGGUACGAAGGCGUCCUGACUACCGAGCAGGGGAUAGUCAGUGAGAUCUUGGAAUGGAAUCGCGAGCAGCGUGCGCACGCUGCUUCUCUGGGCGUCAAUGGAAGUGCAAAAGUGGAGCUCAAGAAAGCGUACACCACGUCCAACUCUUUGGCCGAUCACAUACGAGCAUUGGCGGACGUGGGAAAUGUGUCUGAUGUAAAUGGUAAAUUAAAGUAG
Molecule: messenger RNA, 1527 nt
Organism: Neohortaea acidophila
Lineage: Eukaryota; Fungi; Ascomycota; Dothideomycetes; Mycosphaerellales; Teratosphaeriaceae
Exons: 3
Coding region: 1-1527 (508 amino acids)
Biological process (GO): ergosterol biosynthetic process
Cellular component (GO): endoplasmic reticulum
Molecular function (GO): 3-beta-hydroxy-Delta5-steroid dehydrogenase (NAD+) activity; 3-beta-hydroxysteroid dehydrogenase [NAD(P)+]/C4-decarboxylase activity
Source: RefSeq, a predicted model, not a curated record